GGGGCACUUUCUUUCAUUCAAAGUUCAAAUUCAUUUGAACUUUGAGUGAAAGAAAAUAAUUAUAUUGAUUUUAGAUUGAUAUAAAUAGUUAGAUAAAAACUCACAGAUACAAAUAAAUAUAGUAAAAAAAAUACCUUUUCUAUGAGUGACUUUCCGUCUCUUUUUAUACAAUUAGUAGGGCUUAGUAUUGCCGGCAAUUGCAACGUUUUAUUUAUUUAUUACUGUUCAAGAAAAAUAAAAAUUUUUAGAUAUUUUAUAUAUUGAGAUCCUCCCUUUUUUGUAAGUUGCUUUUUUUUGUAUCAUAACAGGAAGAUCUGUGGAAUCAUAUUGACUUAAGGCGUUAUUUUUUUCUAUCUAACCAAGUUUAUGAAUUACCCCUAAAGGUUUACAUCAAACUAGUGCUAGAUUCUCAUCAAACAAAUAUUCGUUUGAUGAGAAUUACUUUUGAAAUAGCAAAGUUCCUAAUUAAUGGUUUUUUUCUUAAUUCCAAUAAAAUAAAAUAAAAUCGGAUGUAAUAUGAGUUGGCAAUCAAAACAUAUAUGGAUCGAACUUAGACCUGGGUCUAGAAAAAUAAGUAAUUUAGGUUGGGCUUUUACUCUUUUUUUUAGGUUCAUUGGGAUUCUUAUUAGUAGGAACUUCCAGUUAUCUUGGUAUAAAUUGGAUAUCCUUUUUUUCAGCCCAGCAAAUUCUUUUUUUCCCACAAGGAAUAGUCAUGUCAUUCUACGGAAUUGCGGGUCUUUUUAUUAGCUCGUAUUUGUGGUGUACUAUUUUAUGGAAUGUUGGUAGUGGUUAUGAUCAAUUCGAUAGAAAAAGGGGAAUUUUUUGUAUUUUUCGUUGGGGAUUCCCUGGAAUAAAUCGGCGCAUUUUCCUCCGAUUCAAUAUAAAAGAUAUAAGGUCUAUUCGAAUAGAAGUGAAAGAAGGUAUUUAUGCUCGUCGUGUCCUUUAUAUGGACAUCCGAGGCCAGAGGGCUAUUCCUUUGACUCGUACUAAUGAGAAUUUCACCCCGGGAGAAAUUGAAAAAAAAGCUUCAGAAUUGGCCUAUUUUUUGCGUGUACCGAUUGAAGUAUUUUGAGAAGGGGGCUACACCUCUUUUCAGUUACUUUUUUUCUAUUUUUAUAUAUUUUCUAUUUAUUUUUCCAAUUGCAUUUUUUUACUAAGACUCAGGAAUACUAAUUAGCCAAUUGACCAGGCAGUUUUUUAUUAGCACAAGCAAAUCCCCUAGGAAGUUUAAGUAUUCUAUUGCUUACUAUUUCAUUCUAAAUAUUUAAAUAUCUAAACAUUCAGUAAUUUUUUUCUUUUUAUUUUAAUUGAAAGAUUUGUAUCGGAUAUCUGAAUUUCAUCUGUAUUCUUUCUAGAUUCAAAGACUGGCCAAAAAAUCACAACAAAAAUCAAUACAUACUUUAAUAUACCUUAUACCUUGUAAAAGUAAAAACUCAUAUAUGGUGGGUUCAUGAAAAAUAAAAAUAAAGUAUUCACUCCUCUUUUAUAUCUUGCAUUUGUAGUCUUUUUGCCCUGGUG
Molecule: messenger RNA, 1518 nt
Organism: Cuscuta europaea
Lineage: Eukaryota; Viridiplantae; Streptophyta; Magnoliopsida; Solanales; Convolvulaceae
Source: the annotation of a GenBank genome assembly